Exaiptasia diaphana is the source of this 1481-nucleotide messenger RNA. Its product is annotated as potassium channel subfamily K member 9. Gene Ontology annotation, cellular component: membrane. The record is from RefSeq and is a predicted model, not a curated record. Gene Ontology annotation, biological process: stabilization of membrane potential; potassium ion transmembrane transport. NCBI's taxonomy places the organism in Eukaryota, Metazoa, Cnidaria, Anthozoa, Actiniaria, Aiptasiidae. Gene Ontology annotation, molecular function: potassium ion leak channel activity. The coding region runs from base 309 to 1166 and encodes 285 amino acids. The transcript has 2 exons.
AAACAAACACAAAUUAUUCAUGAUUAAUUCAUUUAUUGUCCGUCUAUCAAAUAUUACAGCAACCAACCGGACAAACAGCAGCACUAGUGAGACUCACAAUUUGGGUUCUUUUGUUGGCUCAUUGUUAACUGUGGUUUGAACGGAAAAUUCCGCGCGGAAAUGAGCCGGUUUGGAGACUUCCUGGAGUGCACCGUGUUUGACACGUUCAACUUGUAGCUAUUAGUUUACUUCAGUCAGAGUAGCAAAAACGGAAAACGCGUCGCAAAAAUCGGACAGAAAUAACAACAUAAGCCUUCGGGCUGGAAGAGAUGUGGUUCGCACCGGGCUCGAAGCAUCUUAUCAUCUUGAUGGCACUCUUCUUUUCCUAUAUUCUACUUGGCGCAUUGAUAUUCCAAGCGCUCGAAGCUACAAAUGAAGACGUCGAAAGAAUUGAUAUGACAGUUACCAAAGAAAGAUUUAAAAAGAAGUAUAAUAUUAGCGAGGAAGAUAUGAAAAUCUUCAUGCGAAAAAUCGAGGACGUUAUUGACCAUGGGUACAGUGAGAAAUGGGUGCGGAGGUGGUCUCUUCUGGGCUCGGUGUUUUUCGCGGGCACUGUUGUCACAACCAUAGGGUAUGGUCACGUGACACCAUGCACAGUUUCCGGUCGAAUCUUUUGCAUAUUUUAUGCGCUCAUCGGGAUACCGCUGACCUGGUUGAUGCUAUCAACGCUGGCUCAGCAAAUCAACCAUUGGAUCCACCAGGCGAUUUCAUUCAUCUACGAGCGAUGUUUGAAUCGUACGCCAUCUAGAAUAGCUGCGAUGUGUACAUUCAUAAGCGCGCUGAUAAGUACCGUCAUGAUCCUCAUCAUAGCUACGCUGGCGUACUUCCUGGAGGGAUGGUCCUUUAUUAACGGAAUCUACUUCGGAUUCAUCACUCUGACAACGAUAGGAUUCGGGGAUUUUGUCCCGCUGCAUCCGUCGCCCGACCGCGAUCCCGAGGGAUAUCCGACGCGCGUCGUACUAUUCACGAUUACAAGCAUCAUAUAUUUCACGAUCGGUCUUGCUGUCGUGUCCAGUGUGUUGAUAUCGUUCCGUAAUGCGAUGGAGGAGAGAUACAUUGACGGGUUUCAGAUUAUUAAAGAUCAAAGUGAAGAGGAGAAGAAUAAGAGGAAGCUUCUGCCGCGCUAGUUGAUAGACUGCGUUACUAUUUGUCACGCUAAUUGUUGAUUUAUGCUAACUAACGUGACGUUUCUAGACUGCCAUCGUGACUAUGAUAAACUGCGUUACUCGUGUCACGCAAGUCAAUUAACUUUGACUGAUGAACAGAUUCUGCGUGACUUACGUCCGGAACAAAAGAAGCUGCUUUGAAUUGAAUGGGAAUUGAUAUAAAUUGGCUAAACUCAAUCAAGAACUUAGAGCAUCGCGCAACAAAAAUAGCAAUAAGUAAUGCAAUACCACCUAAAUAGUCUCCUUCACGGUUUCCAUACGCCAACCUGGAAGGUA